Molecule: messenger RNA, 3929 nt
Organism: Paramacrobiotus metropolitanus
Lineage: Eukaryota; Metazoa; Tardigrada; Eutardigrada; Parachela; Macrobiotidae
Product: DNA polymerase subunit gamma-1-like
Exons: 8
Coding region: 114-3764 (1216 amino acids)
Biological process (GO): mitochondrial DNA replication
Cellular component (GO): mitochondrion; gamma DNA polymerase complex
Molecular function (GO): DNA-directed DNA polymerase activity; DNA binding; 3'-5' exonuclease activity
Source: RefSeq, a predicted model, not a curated record
UGAAAAACUGAAAAAGAGGCUGUUUCGUACUUCGGGAGUUUUGUACUCGUAUGGUAGAUCUACUCUGUAAGAUGUCUUUGCGCAGACGUCGCUUUAUAGCCUAGUCUAUCGAAAUGUUUCAGUUUUUAUGCCACCGGUGUAGUGUUCGUCUUUGUUGCAGUUCGUCGCUCUCGAUAACUGCGCGAACGUCACGGCGGACAUUGAACACGAAACAACCAAGCUGCCAAUCCGUUGUAGCUCCAGCUCCUGAGGAUGUACCCUCGGACAAUGUCCGCACUGGUGCUCCUGCGAAGGGUAUUACAUCCUCAUCCGCUUCGCCCACCUGCCGUUUUAACGUUGCUCAGAUUCAGAUGAUACCAAACAAUCUUCGGGAUGUCUUGUUUGGAAAGCCUGUCGAGCAGUUGUCUGUUAACGAUGCGGAGCGCUGUAUCGAACAUUUAAGAUCUAAAGGACUCUGGGGCUUUCAACCUCAAGUGUUGACCGAGCCGAAUCUCAUUUUGCCUAAUCUCUAUGGUAAGAAUAUCGAGGAGCAUCUGCGGAAAAUUGCCAGCGACCAGAUAAGGCCCUACGUUGCUGGGGUGGAUGAAUUGUUGAUUGUUGAUCCUCCAGCUUUUCCGAAAAAAUGGGAAUACUCAGCAGGUUGGACGAAGUACUGCGCGGACGGUACGCGCCAUUCUGUUCCCUUUCCGGAUGAGCCGGCAUUAGUGUUUGACGUGGAAACCUGUCUUUCAUCGGGAAAAUAUCCCACUUUAGCCGCAGCUGUCUCUGCCUCGUCGUGGUAUACCUGGUGCAGCGAACAAUUAGUAGAUGAUUCUCCAGCGGAGCUUACCGCUGAUGGACGCCUGAAGCUGCAACAUCUGAUCCCUUUAGAGAGUCCCGGUGUUCAUGGGAUUAGCGGCACGAACUGGAUACCACGGCUCGUAAUCGGGCACAAUGUCGCUUUCGACCGAUCCUAUAUUAUGGAGCAGUAUUUGCAACACGGCAGUAAAAUGCGCUUCCUGGACACCAUGUCGCUGCACAUCGCACUGGCCGGGUUUACGACAGCACAACGAGGCCUGUUUCUCAAGUACACGGCCACGGAUAAGCGGGUGAAGACCGCAAAAGAAGUGGCCAGGCAGAUUGCGAUAAAAAACAAUAAAAAAAAAUCCGGCACGGAUACUAGUCCAGCGCGCCGGUGGAUGGAUGUAGGGUCGAUGAAUAAUUUGGAGGAUGUGUAUCGUCUGCACUGUCAAGCGAAAUUACCUUAUGACAAGACGUUGAGUAAUGUAUUCGUUUCUGGCACAUUGGACAAUGUGCGCGAAGAUUUCCAGUCGUUAAUGACAUACUGCGCCAGCGAUGUCCGAGCUACACAUCAUUUGGCCCAGACUCUGCUUCCACUGUUCAGAGAAGCGCUACCGCACCCAGCUUCUUUUGGUGGAAUGCUGGAGAUGAGCGCGACGUGUCUCCCAGUAAACAAGAACUGGGAAGUUUACAUCCAGCGGUCGAAUGAAGCAACAAAUAAAAUCGAAGACGAACUGAAAAUUGGCUUGGCAGCAUUGGCCAAAGAAGCUGUGUUAUUGCAAAAAGAUGACGCAUGGCAGGACGACAUGUGGUUGUGGGACUUGGAUUGGACAUCGCAGAAAGUCACCGCGCGUACCAAGAAUCCCAAAUAUGCCGCACUGCCCGCAUGGUACCGCGCUCUUUGCGACAACGAUCCAUCGGAUAGCUCCGAUAUUCCGACGGCGACAGAUAUUAGUUUGAAAAAACGUGCUGUGCCGAAGCUGAUGCGAUUGACAUGGAAUGACUGGCCUUUGCAUCAUUCUCCCACCUAUGGUUGGGGAUGGCUAGAACCGCUUCCUGAAGGCGUUGUUAUCCCGGAAUCCAAGACUAAGGUGCAGGAUCCCGAUAAGAAGAUUACCCCGGCAAUGAAACGUCAAAUGGAGGCGGUUUUUCCGUUGCACAAGCUGAAACAGCUAGCGGAACAGCUGAAACGUCCAGUGCGGCUUCCUAAGAUUACAGUCAACGAAGAACCGAAACAAAAAUCAACAGCUUUGUCGGACGAAGAGUGGGACAGGAUGGCCAACAUGACGCCGGAUGAGCAGCAGGCUUUGUUGUCGGGGAAAUUGGAGGAAGCGGAAAUGCCGCACCAGACACCGGCAACUAUGUUUCCGACAUCGUCGCUUGAUGCUGCCGACGCGGAAUCGGACUGGGAAAUCAUUGCGACCAUACACGACCAACUGGAGCUGGAGGAAGCCAAGGAACGCUCAAAGCCCAAACCGAAGAAAACGGCAAAAGCGAAAAAAAAUAAAGAUCCCGCGGAAGAAAAUGCGUAUUAUGACGUGGUACCGGGAUGCAUUUUUCGCCGUCUACCGCAUACUAACGGCGCCGCAUACAAUGUUGGAUCGCCGUUGUCUCGUGAUUUUCUGCAGCAUUUUGAGUCGGGUGUUCUGCGGGCAUCAUUUGGUAGCGCCAGCGAGAUUAUUAAAAGAAGCAAAAUGGCGUCAUAUUGGCAUAACAACAAAGACCGUGUGGAAAGUCAGUUGGUGGGCUCCUUAACGGAAGACGAGGAGAAGCGUGGGGUCAUUCUUCCCCGUGUGGUGGUCAUGGGCACGGUGACGCGGCGAGCGGUAGAAGCAACAUGGAUGACAGCCAGUAAUAUCAAACCGGAUAGGAUUGGCAGUGAAUUGAAGGCUAUGAUCCAAGCGCCCAGGGGGUACAAUAUUGUCGGAGCGGAUGUGGAUUCCCAGGAAUUGUGGAUUGCUGCUGUUCUGGGUGAUGCGUAUUGGUUGAAGCAGCACGGAUGCACGGCAUUCGGUUGGAUGACACUGCAGGGCAACAAAGCCGACGGAACCGAUCUGCACAGCAAGACUGCCGAGCAGGCCGGAAUCUCACGUGAUCACGCUAAGAUUCUGAAUUACGGUCGUAUUUACGGUGCUGGACGGGAGUAUGCUGCACUGCUUAUGCGCAAUUUCAACCGGGAGCUUACGGAGGCCGAGUCCGAGUCCAAAGCUAAAAAAAUUUAUAGCUUCGCCAAGGGCUCGCGGCUAUACACGCUGAAUGCAAUGGGAAAGUUUCUCGGGGAACAGUGCGGAUUUAUGGAUUCGGAGUUGGAUAUGCAGUUUAAAUCGUCAGUUAUCAGACAGAUCUGGGAGCAGGCACAUCGAAAGAAAGUCAGUUUCGAUGACCGGAGCGAGUUUAUCACUAUCCUGAGGCAGAUUACUGAGGAUUCAAAGUGGACCGGUGGCAGUGAGUCGAAUAUGUUCAACAAACUGGAAAGUAUUGCUAGGUCGCUGGAGCCUCGCACUCCUGUACUGGGAUGUCGCGUUUCGCGGUGCCUUUUAAAAGAAAAUGUCGAAGACGACUUCAUGACCAGUCGCGUCAACUGGGUGGUCCAAUCAUCCGCUGUGGACUAUCUGCACAUUAUGCUGGUACUAAUGAGGUGGCUGAUCGAUACGUACAGCAUUGAUGCCCGUUUCUGUCUAUCCAUCCACGAUGAAGUACGAUACAUUGUGGCGGAACGCGAUCGGUACCGGUUGGCGCUGGCCCUACACAUGACCAAUCUCAUGACCCGUGCCAUGUUCGCCCACAAGCUGGGCUUCAAUGAUCUCCCGCAGAGUGUUGCGUAUUUCUCAGCUGUUGAUGUGGAUAAAGUGAUGCGGAAGGAAGUGAACACGGAUUGUAUGACGCCGUCCAAUAGCGAGGGGCUGGAAAAAAAUUACGGGGUGAUGAAAGGCGAAACGGUCGAUGUGUUCCAGGCACUGGAGAAAACGGGUGGUGCGCUUUGAUGGGUUGACAGUUGACACGUGUCAGUUUUUUACUGUUUGAAUUUCAGGUAUUUUUGACUGUGAAUUGUUCGGUGAUGCAUUUCCGUAAACGGAAAAAUUGUACAGUUGUUGCGAAUUGUUGGACCGAAUUGUUGCUUGUUAUUGCAACAAGAAUUUUAAUAUCAA